ACAGGGUGCUUCCAUUCCGCUUAUCAACGCAGCGCUUUUCGAGCCUCUUGGAGCAGCUUAUCGCUUUCAAAAGUUCACAGACACUCCCCUGGAACGGACGUGGGAUUAUUCAAUCUCGGAAACAGUUGAGGAACCAACAUGCCUUGGACACGUCCCCUUAGUGUUCCCAUUCCGAUGGUUUGGCAUCGAUUCCAAGGGCCGGAUCCGAACCGACAGCUGGUGGAAUAUCGGAUUGAAGAUGUGACCCCUGAUCGGUACGAGGAGAUAAUUCAGCUGCUUCGAGAUCACUUCAUGUCCAGGCAGAUCGUUGCGGAUCAAAGUGAACUGCGGAAGCAGGAAAGCUACUGGAGGCAGUGUUUGGAGCAAAAACUGUCCGUGGUUUGCUAUCAGCAAGGCCUGGAUCGGAUUGUUGGUAUAAACCUGUUGCUAGUGAAGCAAUCCAACGAGCCCUGUUUCUUUGAAAGUCCAACAACGGGACGUCCGGUCAAAAAAACGCCUUAUUCCGAGGGAUGCCUUGUUGAUCGUUACGAUGUGUUUACGAACUACCGCACCAACCGUUAUUUGACGGCCGCGGAAGUGUUUGUCGAUCGGGAUUAUCGUGGAUUGGAGGUUGCCAUAGAAAUGCUGAACUCUUGGGUGCCGAUCUGUCGGAGAUUUGGAAUUCGUGUGAUAUCGACAGAUUUUAAGAGCCAGUCUGCGCAAGAAACCGCUCGCAAGGUUGGCUUCCGGACGGAUUGUGAAAUUACAUAUGAGGAAUGUGAAAAGAUUGGUAUCACACUUCCGGAUUCUAAUGCUUCCAAUGGAUGUCUCAAACUCAUGAGUAUGACUGUGAAUUGAUGUUGUUAAUAAAUUAUAAGUAUUGCAU
Uranotaenia lowii is the source of this 865-nucleotide messenger RNA. RefSeq lists its product as uncharacterized. Gene Ontology annotation, molecular function: N-acetyltransferase activity. The transcript is spliced from 3 exons. NCBI's taxonomy places the organism in Eukaryota, Metazoa, Arthropoda, Insecta, Diptera, Culicidae. The record is from RefSeq and is a predicted model, not a curated record. The coding region runs from base 139 to 837 and encodes 232 amino acids.